CGCGGCGCACAGGUGUGGAGCCAGUGUGUCUGCGGGCCGAGCCCGGGUUCUGAGACAUGCCAGUUGGUGGGUGCAGCUGGAGGCCGUGAUGGAGCCCCUGCAGCAGCAGCAGCCGCCACCGCAGCCGCCGCCUCAUCUGACUGCCCUGCAGAUGGAUGCCAGAGAGAAGCAGGGGAAGCCCAUGAGAGACGCCCAGUUCCUGUACGCCCAGAAGCUCGUCACCCAGCAGACUCUCCUCUCCGCGACGCCUGGGAGGCCUUCGGGCAGCUCUGCCCUGGGUCCCUUAGCCAGGGUCCCCACGGCGGCGGCGGUGGCAGCCCGGGUUAUGGAACGGAGCACUGUGAACUCGGAGCCCGAGGAGGAGGAGGGAGGGCUGGAAGGGGAGGACGACGGGGAGGAUGACGUGGCAGAGGUGUCUGAGAAAGAGGGCCAGGCAGCUGCAAAAUAUUUUCCUGUGCAGAAAGGGGCUCGCCAAGACCCCAGAGUGGGCCCCCUCUCGGGCUUGCUCCCCGCCCCGGGGCUCCCUCCGCACGGACAGCACGCGAAAGAGGAUCGCACCAAAGAGGCUUCCUCGGCCCCACCUUCCGGCCCCGCAGGCGGCCAGCCUGCCUGGAAUCUGGAUGAGCAGCUCAAGCAGAACGGUGGAUUGGCCUGGAGUGAGGACGCGGAUGGAGCCCGGGGAAGAGAGAUCUCUCGAGAUUUUGCCAAGCUGUAUGAACUGGACAGUGACCCGGAAAGAAAAGAGUUCCUGGAUGACCUCUUCGUCUUCAUGCAGAAGCGGGGCACCCCCAUCAACCGAAUCCCCAUCAUGGCCAAGCAGAUCCUGGACCUGUACAUGCUGUACAAGCUGGUGACGGAGAAGGGGGGCCUGGUGGAGAUCAUCAACAGGAAGAUCUGGAGGGAGAUCACCAAGGGCCUGAACCUGCCCACCUCCAUCACCAGCGCCGCCUUCACCCUGCGGACGCAGUACAUGAAGUACCUCUAUGCCUACGAGUGUGAGAAGAAGGCCUUGAGCUCCCCGGCCGAGCUGCAGGCGGCCAUCGACGGCAACCGGAGGGAGGGCCGGCGGCCCAGCUACAGCUCCUCACUCUUCGGCUACUCGCCCGCCGCCGCCUCGGCCUCCUCUGCCGCCCGGGCUCCUGCCCUCCUCUCCCCCCCCAAGAUCCGCUUCCCCAUCCUCGGCCUGGGCGCCGGCGGGGGCAGCAGUGCCAGCAGCCCCCGCAUGUCCCCUGCGGCUGCUCUCAGGAAAGGCGACGGGGUCCCGGUGACGACGGUGCCAAGCCGCCUGGCCGUGCCCAUGGCCCUGGCAGGCCAGCAGGCUGGCAGCCGGACGGCCACGCUGGAGCAGCUGCGGGAGCGGCUGGAGUCGGGGGAGCCCGUCGAGAAGAAGGCGUCGCGGCUGUCGGAGGAGGAACAGCGCCUGGUGCAGCAGACCUUCCAGCGCAGCCUCCUCAGCAUGGCGCGGCAGCUGCCCAUGAAGAUCAGGAUCAACGGCAGGGAGGACAGAUCGGAGGCCUCGACUGCAGCCCUGAACCUGACCACAGGCAGCAUUGGGAGCAUCAACAUGUCGGUGGACAUCGACGGCACCACCUACGCAGGCGUGCUGUUCGCCCAGAAGCCGGUGGUGCACCUCAUCGCGGGAUCCGCGCCCCAGAGCCUCGGUGGCGGCAGCAGCGGCAGCAGCUCCUCCUCCCACUGCUCGCCGAGUCCUACCUCAUCCCGGGGCACCCCCAGUGCAGAGCCCUCCACCAGCUGGUCCCUCUGACGGGCCACGGGCCGGG
Sorex fumeus (smoky shrew) is the source of this 1781-nucleotide messenger RNA. RefSeq names its product AT-rich interaction domain 3B (gene ARID3B). Gene Ontology annotation, molecular function: DNA binding. Gene Ontology annotation, biological process: regulation of transcription by RNA polymerase II. The coding region runs from base 89 to 1765 and encodes 558 amino acids. The transcript is spliced from 10 exons. The record is from RefSeq and is a predicted model, not a curated record. NCBI's taxonomy places the organism in Eukaryota, Metazoa, Chordata, Mammalia, Eulipotyphla, Soricidae. Gene Ontology annotation, cellular component: nucleus.